Darwinula stevensoni is the source of this 3236-nucleotide messenger RNA. Lineage: Eukaryota; Metazoa; Arthropoda; Ostracoda; Podocopida; Darwinulidae. The record is from the annotation of a GenBank genome assembly.
AUGGUUAAGGAGCUGUGUCUUGAUGGAUCUAAGAAUACCGCUGGAAACUGGGAAGAUGACUAUGACCGCUGCAUUCUCCCAUUUGUGAAGGACAAGCAACCAUGCUAUAUUCUCUACAGGUUAGACAGGUCAGGGAACUCAGGAUAUGAAUGGCUGCUGGUGAGCUGGUCCCCAGAUGAUUCCCCCAUUCGGGAGAAGAUGCUCUAUGCCUCCACCAAGGCCACCCUCAAGAAGAGCUUUGGCAGUGGGCAGAUCAAGGAGGAGCUCUUUGGAUCAACAAAAGAUGAUGUGUCUUUGCAAGGUUACUGGCAACAUAAGCAGAAUGAACAGGCCCCAGCCCCACUGAGUGCAUCAGAGCAGGAACUAGCUGACCUGAAGAAGACAGAAGGCCACUCAGACAUUGGGGUGGAUACAAAACAUCAGAGUUUGACUGGGGUCUCCCUCCCCAUGUCCCCCAAUGCCCGCCAACGCCUUCGUGCCUUCCGAGACUGCUCCUUGGACUAUGUUCAGCUCAGCAUAGAUCUCCAAGAGGAGAUGGUGAAUGCAGAGAAUGUGAGGAAUGCAUCAACUGUUUCAGCAAUGGUCCAGGAAGUCCCACAGGACCAUGCCCGAUUUCAUCUCUUUCGAUUCAGGCACACUUAUGAGGGAGACUACUUAGAAAGUCCUGUGUUUAUCUACUCCAUGCCUGGAUACACCUGUAGCAUUCGGGAGCGCAUGCUUUACUCAAGCUGCAAGGCUCGUGUGUUGGAGUCAAUAGAAAAAGAGUUUGGGAUCCCUGUCAUCAAAAAGCUUGAGGUGAGUGAAGUGGGUGAGCUGACAGAAGAGUUCCUGUUUGAAGAGAUUCACCCAUGUCGGAACCUGCAUCGGCCUGCAUUUGCCAAGCCGAGAGGCCCACCGAAUCGAGGUCCGAGGAGAAUCAUCCGCUCUCAGCAUCAAGUUUAAGCACAUUUGUGAUCCAGGAUUUUAAAAUAUGCAGCUCUGCCUCACUGGUCACUAUCAGCCAAAAAGCCAAAGAAAGAAAGAAAGAAACAUUUUAUCUCUUAUGUAAUAAUCUCCAUGUCCAUAGGGGGUGGAGGUGAUCUCUGUGCAGAAUUAAUAUUCAGAGUGAGAAAAAGUGAAAGAGGCAUCCAUCUCACUGUUUUACUUUUUGUUUCCUCUAUGUCAUGUAAAACAUCUGUUGUAUUAGCAGUGGGAAUAUUAAACCGAGCACCCCAGUGAAUUUUAUUCACCCUUCCCUUCUAUGGGUCACCAUGUUCUUCCUUUGAGGGACAAUAUCAGAGAAAUGGUGCUGGUACAUUUUCCUGAAAUUCAAACUCCAAUUUUUCUUGGCAAAUCGGAGAAAAAUUACACCUCCCAUGUUUCCUUUAAAAUUUUAAUCCUCUCUGUGAAGUUGGAAACUGUGAUCUACUGUAUGUCAUGUUGUGAGUGCUACUUGUGUAACUGUACAGGGCCUACCUGUAGGACUGGUCUGCCACUGAGCCUGCAUCUUCCAUAUUUGUGAUCCCCCUUGUUUGGAUUGGGGGAGGAGGCAGUAGUCUAGGUCUCCCUCAAACCCCAUUCCUCUGGGAAAGCUUGAAAGGGAAGUAGGGUCAUGCUGGUAUUUUUUAAUUUAGAAGUUGAAGCAGGAAUCAGUUACUAUGAAUAAGUAGUUAGCCACAUUUAUGGCUCGGGCUCAUACGACUGGUCUCGGCUCAAAGGGGGUAGCUGGAAGCAGAAGGUGUUGUCGAUUAAGAACUGCCAUUGUGCACAGCAAUGGUGCAUUCUGUCUACCUAUUUUUGGUAUUGCUUAGGAAGACUGUGUCAUCCAAGUUACCUGUUGAAAGUCCUUUAAUGAAGAAGUAACCUGUUCGAUGCAGUGUUUGUAUCCUCUGGUGCUUCAGGGAGAGGAUGCUUUGAAUCUGCAGCUGUUUUUCUGAACAAGAUGCAACUUUUUGCUACUUCAUCUAGGACCAUGCUACAGGCUCUGUUCAUUUUGGAGAGAGGAACUGAUAUCAAACCAGGAUGACGACUGUUAUGAUUUCAGUGCAAAUGCUCAUAAUGGAGUCAUAAGCCCUUCCUGAUUAAUAUGAAGCCUGCAGCCAAAGGUCAAGUGCUUCAGCAAGAACAGGUACAGUGGGGAAGAGAAUUUUGAGUUGGGUUUGGAGCCUUGCUUAAUCCAUGGUGUAUAAUGCCCUGUGUAUUAAUCUUGUGCAGUAAGUGGCUGGAUGCCAGCACAGGCAGAUAGGGCACAAAAAUAAGAUAACAAAAGAACAACCUCUCCAGGAUGACUUUCAAUAUUUUACAGUCCUUCACCUUUUUUCUCCCCCUCAAUAUUCUCCAGAUUCUGUGGUUCUAUCUCACACAUCAUAUAUGCACCUACAGAUUUUGAUUCUGGCUCUGUACUACUCAAGCGACCAAUGCAUUGCGAUACCUGCUAUGCCUUUGAUGUAUCAUAACAACCAAAGUUUUCACCUGUGAAAAGCUCCUUUUAAAGUUCAGAAUCAUUUGUAUUUCUAUCACUCCUUCAGCCUCUGAAUCCCCCUCAUCUCGCUGACAGAGAACCAUGGGUUCCAGAAGAGCCAUUAUUCCUCAGCUUCUCUCUUGCAAGAUUAAGUCCUGUUCCACAUCACAGUGAUUUUGUACUCAUUUCGAUGGCGUUUCGAUUUUCUCUCCAUUAGUUUUUGCCAUUUGUACUACAAAAGCCAAGCUCAAGGCUCAAGAGACACUAGUAGAAUAUUUAGUCACAAUGUGACAAGUGAUUUUUUCCAUCUGAAGUGUGGUAGGGGGUACCUGCGUUCAUGCAGCAUCUUCCCCUGAAAUGAAACUUGUGGUCAUUAACAGAACAGGAUUUCAUGGUUGUAGAGAUCCUGAUAACUGCUCAGAGAGAUUUUUUUUACAAAAAAAAAUCAAGUCAUAUAGCAUUUGAUCAUGUAUGUUUGCUGUUGUCUUUGCACGGUCAUUUCUUUGUUGUCUAUUCAUUUAAUAUCUCAUUUUUAGUUCUUGUAAUUUUUUUCUGAGAUUCUUCAGUGUCCAUUGCAGUUUUGUGGUGUGUUUCUCCCAUUUCAGAGAAUAUUUUAAAAUUGACAUGGCACUUUUCAAUGAAGAUGUACAUCCAAUCACCAGAUAUUACAAUAAUUUCUGUGGUCACGUUGAAUUUUAUUAUUCAUAUCCUUCAUGCGAGAACACUGUCCCCUUUCACGAUGUAAUUCUUUUGAAUACAUCCAUUGGAACGAGGAGAGCGUGAGCACAGAAUGGAG